Messenger RNA from Camelus dromedarius (Arabian camel), 2273 nucleotides. RefSeq names its product C-type lectin domain family 2 member D. The record is from RefSeq and is a predicted model, not a curated record. The coding region runs from base 58 to 663 and encodes 201 amino acids. Gene Ontology annotation, cellular component: external side of plasma membrane. The transcript has 5 exons. NCBI's taxonomy places the organism in Eukaryota, Metazoa, Chordata, Mammalia, Artiodactyla, Camelidae.
ACUUUACAUGCUUCUUGAAGCUCAAACGGUUGACUGCAAUUUUAGCUUACUCUUAAAAUGGAAGACAAAAUGCAUAGUGCUGAUAACAUAGAGAAAGACUUUGUUCCAACUGAAUUGAUUAAAAAUUCAGUUUAUUGUCCUUCCAAAAGGCAUCCUGGUGAACCUAUCCUGAAACUACAUGUGGUUCUUAUCCUAUGUCUGACAUUCACGGUGUGUGUACUGGUUACUUUUUUCGUAACUAGAGCUAUCUUCCACCAAAACCCAUCAGAAUGUCUUGUACCUGCAUGCCCAGAAUACUGGAUUGGUUUCCAAAGAAAGUGUUUCUACUUUUCUGAUGACACCAAGAACUGGACAUUCAGCCAGAGAUUUUGUAACUCACAAGGUGCUGACCUUGUUCAGGUUGAAACUCUCCAGGAACUGGAUUUCCUCUUAAGGUAUAAAGGCCCUUACGACCACUGGAUUGGGCUGAGCAGAGAAGAAGGACAGCUGUGGAAAUGGAUAAAUGGCACUGAAUGGAACAGUUCUUUUCCUAUUAAAGGAGGAGGCGAAUGUGCCUAUUUGAAUGACAAAGGGGCCAGCAGCGCCAGGCACUACUCGGAGAGGAAGUGGAUUUGUUCAAAGCCAGACAUGUACAUCCAGAUGAGGAGACAAAGCCCUAAAUGACCUUCAGAUGUAUAUUUGUAGGUGCUUAAUAAAUUAGUCUCUAUACAGAUAAACAAACUGAAGAUGAUGCUUUUGGUAAUGGGGUGAAGCCAAGACACUGCUUAGGGUCACCUUUUAAAUCUUUCUCUAAUGUAAUUACUUUGCUUGAAAUUCAGUGCUUUCAUUUUCUUCAGUUUUCCAGUAGUAGAAUCCUGUCUGUUUAAAGUCUGUUCUUGUGGUUACUGUUUUCACUGACUAACUUGGUUCUCACCUAUUGGCACACAAGGUUAAAAAGAUGGGUGUGUGGUAAGGUCUACUGAGCUCCCUUCUCCUUGAGCCAUCUGUGUGGACUUCCUGAAGUCUGUUGCUAUGCAAGGCCUCAGCUGAGGCUUCCUUCUCCUUCCGUUGCUUCUCCAUCCAGAGAAAGUGCUGUGAUUCACUGCAGUGAAUUUGGCUUAUGUUCCCCAGUAUGUGCUGAACUGGGGAGAUCCAUAAGUGUGGGAGAGGGUUACUUUUUGUGUCAACCAGGCUGGGCCAAAUAUAUCUGAGUCAAAUAUAUUUGGUCAAAUACUCUUCCUGAUAAUUUUGUAAGGAUGUUUUUUAGAUGAGAUUUAAAUUCAGUGGACUUUGAGUAAAGCAGAUUGCCUUCCCUAAUGUGGGUGGGCCUCAUCCAAUCAGUUGAAGGCUUUAAUAAAACAAAGACUGACUUCUUCCAAAUAAGAAGGAAUCCUGGCAGCAGACAGCCUUCAAACUUGAACUAAAAUGUUAACUCUUCCUUGAGUCUUCAGCCUGACAACCUUUGGACUUUGACUCUUCCCUGAGUUUUCAGUCUGCUGGCCUUCCUUGCAGAUUUUGGAUUUAACAGCCUCCAUAAUCACAUGAGCCAAUUCUUCAAAGUAAAUCUCUCUCUCUUUCUCUCAAUGUGUUUCUAUUUAGCUCUUUUCCUUUGGAGAACCCUGACUGACAUAGAGAAUUAACUUCCUCCAGAGCAAACUUUGACUAAAGAGGACAGGAUACAGGGAGAAAAUACGAUGCAUUCCCUAGCUCCUCUGCCUCCUUGGCUGGACAAUUUGGAAGCACAGGUGUUUGACAGAGGCUCUCUGAAGGCAUCUGGCAUAACCUGGCAUGAACGAUCUGCCCAGCUUUUUCUAAAGACAUAAUUUUAGACAUCUUUUAAAAUUUAUCUACUUAUUUGUAAAAUUUAUUCAUUUUCAUUAAAGAUUUAAAAUUACAAAAACCAUGAUCUUCAAUAAGAAUGCUGCUACAUAAAAAGUGAUAUGGCCAUAUAGUGAAAUAAUACACAGUAAUAAACUAAAGCUAUAAUACUGUCAUGAAAGGAGCGAUGAGACAUUGAGAAACUUGCUGGAUCAUACAGUAGUUCUAUUUUAAAUUCUUUGAGGAACUUCCAUACUGUUUUCCAUAGAAGCUGUACCAGUUUACAUUUUUACCAACAGUGGACAAGGGUUCCUUUCUCUACACAUUCUUGCCAACACCUGUCUCUUAUCUUUUUGAUGGCAGCCAGUCUAACAGGUAUGAGAUUUUAAUUUUUUUCUCUGAUGAUUGUAGAGCAUCUUUUCAUGUACCUGUUGGCCAUCUGUGUACCUUCUUUAAUAAAAAGCCUAUUAAAUUUC